AUGACAGGUGAUCCACUUCAAAACACUUCAGUAGUCAACAACAUGGAAUCAAUACAACAACAUUGUAUUGUCAGCGGUGAAGAUGAAAAUUCUAUAAAUGAUGACUUAACAAUGCAUUAUAAUAUGACAGAUACUACAGAUGGAUUAACAUUGAUCGCCUCUGAUGAAGAUUUGGUAAAUCUUUCCACGAAAUCAUCAUUUAAUGGUGAUGGCGAUGAUAAUAAUAAUAAUAAUUCCUGCUUUUCUUCUAUGCAUUAUUCAUCACGACAAAGCAGUGAUGAUGAUGACCAGACAGUUGCUAUGUGCUUGUCGAAUAGUUUAAGUCCACCGUAUCUAGAAGAUUCACAGAAUAAUAAUAAUUAUUAUUAUGCAAUGAAAUGUCCCAAUGGAAAGAAAUUGAAUGAUACUGAUGGUAUUGGCGUUGGUGUUGGUGUUGGGGAUGCUGAAUUAAUGACCUACUUCAAUCAGGAUCUUGGCAGUAGUUUAUAUCGACUCGAACCAACAAGAAAAAAAUUAUCAGUUGCAGAUGUCGUGUAUUCUCCAUUGGAUGCUUGUCGUCGAUGUCAUAGUCAUCCAGUGUUAAAGUUCAAUCUUAAAUCAAUACUGUCACCAGAGUCCGAGGUAUCGAUUAAAAUUGAUAAUCAAUACUAUAAUGAUGAGCCGACAUCUGCUUCACCAGUUAAUCAGCAUGCAUCAUUGAAAGAUUUGUCAACAAAUGACUGUUUAACAAAGAUGUUGAACUCUCCUUUAUCCUCUGUGGUGGAUAUGGUGGUUAUCACUGGAAACGAAUCGAUUGUAAAAUCUGAAGUUGACAAGUAUUCACCCAUUGAGUUUCUUCCUGUCUCACCAUUUACCAAUAAUAAUCAAUCCAAUGGUACUAUUGAUGAACAGCAGAACACUGAGCUAAGUGGUAAUGCCUCGUGUACCCUGAAUUUGCCUACCUCGUCACCAUCUUCUUCUCCUUAUUCUUCUUGCAGUCCUUCUUCUAAUAAUAAUGAUGCAGAGACAUUGAAAUCCUCCUGUACAGGUCGCUCAGUCACUGUCAACCAUCAGUAUACACCUAAAACAUCAGAACCUAUUGACAGUUAUACUCCUGAUGCUACCACGAUGUUGAAUGCCCCUUCAGACACUACUACACCUAUCACUGGUGAAUCACUGCUGUUCGAUUCGACAUCUAUUGGUGAUAAGGAGUCGAAAUUAUUAGAUACACAGAAUAAUAUUAUAUCAUUUCCAGCUGAAGAAAUUGAUUUCAUCUCUGAUCCUAUGGUGCAUGUACCAGUUGCAUCGUCUAUUCACUGUACUACAUAUUCAAAUCAUCCAGCAUUAUUAUCGUCGUUAUCUUCCUCGAUUCCUCCUGAAGGUAGUAAUAGUAGUAGUAGUAUCCCUUCAACAAGUACUAUUACCAGCACUACAGUUGAGUACAAUUCUUUGUCUGACCAACAUAUCUCUCCGUCUUGUUAUUAUCCUCCACGAAGUCACGAGUACCUAUCAGAAUACACUACGAGUCCACAGAAUGAAAGUCUACCGAUUCUAGUACGUGAUCAUGAACCAGACUUCAGUGCCACUGAAUUAACUCAUAGCCACCAUUCAGUACUUGAUACUAAAAGCAUACUUAUUACUAAAGAAUUCUUUAAUACACCUUUAUCCAGUCAGGAGGAUAAGACACUUCUAUGCGAUACAGAGGAUAUUUUAUCAGAAUCAUCAAAUUUUGUAUCACCUGAUACAGAUCAGUUGAUUUGUGGAUCAGCGCAUUCUUAUUCUAGUUCUGUCCUAUCAAAUAUCUUUGAUCAGUCAGAUUGUGUUGUUGUCCCACCGGUAUUGCUGCCGGCACCGAUAACAACUAGCAGUUGUACUAGUAGUAGUGGCAUUAGUAGUGUUGGUGAGAAUUAUAAUCCUCCUAUGAAUAAAUCGCAUGAUAUGAACUUAUUCUCCAAGAGACCGACUGAACAGUUGCAUAGUUUACCGCUGAUUAAUCCCGAAGUAUUUCCUGCUACAACAACAAUGACAACAGCAGCAGCAUCACAUGGUCCGUGUACUACCCCAGGAGUAGUGACUAGCACUUUUGGUGGUGGUGAUGGUGAUGGUGCUGGUAAUACUGUGGUGUCUUUUUCACAGUUGGAGCAAACUGCACAACAAACAAGGGGAUUGGAAAAAUUCAGUUUAGCCUCUGAUGAUAUCUGUCAACAAGCGUCAAUUGUUUACGAUAUGAUGAAAUCACAGCCACCUGUGAGUAUAGUGUGUACUAGUAACAACAGUAUUUUUAACAGUAAUACUGUGUCAUCACUAGUCACUCGUACAAAAACCAAACGUGGCGGAGCCGCGGGUGGUGGUGGUAGAAAGAAUUCGAAGACUACCAGAGGGAAACAGUCUAGGACGCGUUCAUCAGUCCUGCCAGCCUCUUCUUCAUUAUCAAUGCCGCCCUCGUGGUUCUUAGACUGUAAUCAUCCAAUGGAGUCAUCAUCAUCGUCAUCUCAACCAAGACGUAUAUCAUGUCAAGUUGUUCCAAUGAGUGAAUCCACAUAUAAUAUUUCUUAUGACCAGUAUAAUCAAUCAAAUGAUACUAAUAAUAAUAUGUGUAAUUCGAUAGGUGGCGGUUUCCCAUCGGGAACAACACUGUUUGGACAAUCUAUGAUGACUAUGAUGAUGAUGAAUAAUAAUAACAGUUUGUCAUCAAAUCCAUUUUCAUGUGAUCCGUUUAAUUCAGUUGGAUCGCAUCAACAACUUCCAACAACUUCAUAUUGUUGUCUCACGCCGAUUGGUAGUGGUGCUAGUGCUGGCCCGUACAAUGUUAACAUGAAUCUACAAGCCUAUAACAAUGCCUAUAACAACGCCAAUGAAUUGCAUGGGAUCGAUAACAGUUCUAGUGGUAGGAGUAGUAGUAGUGUGCCUUGUCCAAUGACAUCUCCAGUACCUAUUUCUUCAUGUAGUAGUAAUCUAGAUUCUCAGUAUUGUAAUAUGCCAAUGAUGGCAACAGGAUUAGGCGGAGGCGCAGGAACAGAAAGUUAUCAGUGUAACCAGUCAUCUUUUCUUAUUGAUCAGCAUCAGCAUCAUGAUUCAAGUCGUCAGGUAAUGACACCACAUCCUGGAGUAGUAAUGGAUCAGUAUACUUCGGAUAUACUGCUUAACAGCACUAAUAAUCCAUCCAUAUUGAGUGGAAUAAAGAUGGAGGGAAUUGUGCCUUCUACGCCAAUUUAUCCCAUUUACUCGGAACAUACUGGCUUCCCUGUUGUAUCCAGUAUAAAUAAUAAUAACAAUAAUAUUAGUAAUGCUAUUUCGUCGCAUUUUCAAUUGUCAUCAGCAUCAUCGACAUUAUCACCGUCGACUGGUGUUAGCUGUUGUACCACUAAUAAUUCCAUUCUAGUAAAACCAGAAUAUCAGCAUAAUUACUCAGGUAACUGUAAUCAAUCAUCUAUACUUCCAUUUCAACACAGUCUUCUUGAUAAUAAUAAUAACAACUCUGGAGUACCUCUUACACAACUGCUGCCAAUUGGUGGUGGUGGCGUUGGUUCUAUUGUUCAGCCGUCUUUUUCAAAUAUUCCAUGUGAUUUUAUGUCGGCGGCUAGCAGCAGUAGUAGUAGUGGUUGUAUCCCUUCAAAUCUGAAUCAAUCUAAUCACUUUACUACUCCUGCUGUUGUAGCUACUCCCUCCAUCGCUGGAGCCGCCGCCUCUGGCUCCACAAAUGCAUCGAAUCUUUAUGCUAACCAAUUGAACAUUGUUGGUAGGCAUAAUCCAGUUGGUGUUAGCGUGGGGAAACACCAUCAAACAUUAUCACAUCAGCAGCAACAGCAGCUACAACAACAACAGCAAGAUAUCUCACCUCCGCCUAGAUUAUUAGCCUUACCAAACAGUAAUAAUUAUAUGCCACAUUUUUCAUCCAGCCUAGUCGAAGCAGCAGUCUAUCAGCAUCAACAUCAACAGCAUCCUAAUCUUCAAAAGGAUUCAUUGUAUACUAAUCAUAAUCUUGGUAACAAUUAUUUCUAUAAUCCUUAUAAAGAUGAUGAUUAUGAUGAUGACAAUGAUAAUAAUAAUCACUUGUCAUUAGUAGUUAAUCAUCCAGCAGUUGGUGGUGGUGUUGGUGGCGGUAUACAACCGGCAUCAUUAGUAGUUGAUUGGACAAGAAAUGAUAUGGUCAGUGGAACAGUUGGUGGACAUUUUACACCGAUUCCAUAUCAUCCAAUGCCUACUUGA
Trichobilharzia szidati is the source of this 4188-nucleotide messenger RNA. The record is from the annotation of a GenBank genome assembly. NCBI's taxonomy places the organism in Eukaryota, Metazoa, Platyhelminthes, Trematoda, Strigeidida, Schistosomatidae.